Molecule: messenger RNA, 3343 nt
Organism: Dipodomys ordii (Ord's kangaroo rat)
Lineage: Eukaryota; Metazoa; Chordata; Mammalia; Rodentia; Heteromyidae
Gene: Vps53
Product: vacuolar protein sorting 53 homolog (S. cerevisiae)
Exons: 22
Coding region: 124-2502 (792 amino acids)
Biological process (GO): retrograde transport, endosome to Golgi
Cellular component (GO): GARP complex
Source: RefSeq, a predicted model, not a curated record
CUGGCUGACAGAGCAAGGGCUGGAGAUAGCGCUGCAGCUGGAGGGUCGCAAUUGAGGGUCCAGGGUGACAUUUGGAGGCUCAAGGCAGGUUGGGACGAGGCCAUCUGGGAACCCAGUGGCAGGAUGAUGGAGGAGGAGGAGCUGGAGUUCGUGGAGGAGCUAGAAGCCGUGCUGCAGCUCACGCCUGAGGUGCAGCUGGCCAUCGAGCAGGUAUUUCCAAGCCAGGAUCCUCUAGAUCGAGCAGACUUCAAUGCUGUUGAGUACAUCAAUACCCUGUUCCCAACAGAGCAAUCUCUGGCAAAUAUAGAUGACGUCGUGAACAAAAUUAGACUGAAAAUAAGGAGACUGGAUGACAAUAUUCGAACUGUUGUAAGAGGUCAGACAAAUGUGGGACAGGAUGGAAGGCAAGCACUUGAAGAGGCCCAGAAAGCUAUUCAGCAACUCUUUGGAAAAAUCAAAGAUAUCAAAGACAAAGCAGAAAAAUCAGAGCAAAUGGUAAAGGAAAUCACCCGUGAUAUUAAGCAAUUGGACCAUGCCAAACGCCAUUUGACAACAUCAAUCACAACACUGAACCACCUACAUAUGCUGGCUGGUGGUGUCGACUCCCUUGAAGCCAUGACCAGACGCAGACAGUAUGGAGAAGUUGCUAAUCUCCUUCAGGGUGUAAUGAAUGUUCUGGAACACUUCCAUAAAUAUAUGGGAAUCCCACAGAUCCGGCAACUUUCUGAAAGAGUGAAGGCUGCUCAGACAGAGUUAGGACAGCAAAUCUUGGCAGAUUUUGAAGAAGCUUUUCCUUCCCAGGGCACCAAGUUUGGUGAAAACUACUGGGAAGAGUAUCGGGGGCUUAUUUUUAGACUUGCCAACAGGCAUGUGAGAAUUCAGGCUGCAGGAGACUGGAGGUUUCCAAAGCCAGCCAGUGAUCCCUGUGAGCGCCAGGACCUGCUUUUCUCCAGCAGUGUUGCUGCCAAGCUUUUAUUGGCAGAACUUUCCAAGAUCAUGCGUACCAGAGCUAAGGAAAUUGAAGUGAAGUUGCUUCUUUUUGCAAUUCAGAGAACAACUAACUUUGAGGGGUUUCUUGCAAAACGUUUCUCUGGCUGUACCCUAGCCGAUGGAACCCUGAAAAAACUGGAGUCCCCACCACCGUCUACCAAUCCCUUCCUGGAAGAUGAGGCCACACCAGAGAUGGAAGAGCUGGCGAUGGACAAAGGAGAGUUAGACCAACCUAAGAAGCCUAAAGCCCCAGAUAAUCCAUUUCAUGGCAUUGUUUCCAAAUGUUUUGAGCCUCAUCUCUAUGUCUACAUUGAGUCCCAGGACAAGAACCUUGGAGAGCUGAUAGAUAGGUUUGUGGCUGAUUUCAAAGCCCAAGGACCCCCCAAGCCCAAUACAGAUGAAGGGGGUGCUGUACUCCCCAGCUGUGCUGACCUCUUUGUCUACUACAAGAAGUGCAUGGUGCAGUGCUCACAGCUCAGUACAGGGGAACCGAUGAUAGCCCUGACCACCAUCUUCCAGAAGUACCUUCGAGAGUAUGCCUGGAAAAUCCUCUCUGGCAACCUGCCCAAAACCACCAGCAGCAGUGGAGGGCUAACCAUCAGCAGCCUCCUCAAGGAAAAGGAGGGCUCCGAAGCAGCCAAGUUCACACUCGAGGAGCUCUGCCUCAUCUGCAGCAUCUUGAGCACAGCUGAAUACUGUCUAGCCACCACCCAGCAGCUAGAAGAAAAACUCAAAGAAAAGGUUGACGUAAGUCUGAUUGAACGAAUCAAUCUGACAGGAGAAAUGGACACAUUCAGCACUGUCAUCUCCAGCAGUAUCCAAUUGUUGGUACAGGACCUAGAUGCGGCUUGCGACCCUGCCCUAACAGCUAUGAGCAAGAUGCAGUGGCAGAAUGUGGAGCACGUUGGUGACCAGAGCCCCUAUGUCACCUCUGUCAUUCUUCACAUCAAGCAGAAUGUCCCCAUCAUCCGUGACAACCUGGCUUCCACGCGGAAAUACUUCACUCAGUUCUGCAUUAAAUUUGCAAACUCCUUCAUUCCCAAAUUCAUCACCCACCUCUUCAAGUGCAAGCCAAUUAGCAUGGUGGGAGCAGAGCAGCUGCUGCUGGACACCCACUCCCUGAAGAUGGUCCUGCUCGACCUCCCAUCCAUUGGUUCACAGGUGGUGAGGAAGGCACCUGCCAGUUACACCAAAAUUGUGGUGAAAGGCAUGACCCGGGCUGAGAUGAUCCUCAAGGUGGUAAUGGCCCCUCAUGAACCGUUGGUGGUAUUCGUUGACAACUACAUCAAACUCCUUACAGACUGCAACACAGAAACCUUCCAGAAGAUACUGGACAUGAAGGGGCUGAAGAGGAGUGAGCAGAGCAGCAUGCUGGAACUCCUGCGGCAGAGGCUCCCCACCCCACCGGCAGGCCCCGAGGGCUCCAGCUCACUGUCCCUCAUGGCACCCACACCUGAGCAGGAAUCCUCUCGAAUCCGCAAACUCGAGAAACUCAUUAAAAAGAGACUAUAAGAGGUGGGAAGGGUGGUACCAGCAACCUUCAGUACCCAGUUCUUGGAAGCCCCCAUGACUCUCAGAGCCCAGUUCUCCAAGUUCCUGGGACACUGAGGUUGUUCAUGCCUUUCCCCCCUACCCUCUCUUUUUGUCCUUGUAGCAGAAGCUACAAGGGUUAUGAAAAAGGUUAUAGAUGAUAUUCCCAAAGUGGAGGCAGCAGUGGGAGAAGGUCCAGGUGGUUUACUUGCUGUUUGUAGGCUGCCCUUGACAGCUGAGUUGUCAUUGGCUCAAGUUGCCUCACCCCCACGAUACAUCCUCCCUUCAGUACGUGGGUUCUGUUCCUUACAGCAUACCUGUGCCAGCAGCUUGACUGAGGAAGCCUAGCUCCCACCCUUCCCCCCCGUCACUGGGUGCAGCUGUAUGGCCUGAGUGAGAAGGCAGGUUGCAGAAUAGGACAUCAGCCUUUCUUCAUGAAGGCAAUGCAAGCACGUGCACUUUCCACGAAAGGCACUCUUUCCUGGUUCACGCUUCUGAAAACUUCCAUGACAUGGCCAAAUAUCUCCCCCAUGUUCUCCCCAGGGGAGAGCUGCCCCUGUGUCUCCCCAAGAUGUGUGCACCAGGCCUUGGCAGCAAUGUCGUGUCAGCCAUAGGGCUCCUGACUUGGUGUGCAGGGAGACCCAGAGCUGGCUUAGAGGCUUCUGCUUGACACAUCACUGUGUUCUCAAGCCGUCUGUUUGCCCUGUUUCACUCUGCUCCUGAUUUCCAAGGAAGGGAUUGCCUUCUAAAUGGGGAGACUAGAAACUUCUCGGAAAAGCUUUUUGCUGAAGAUGAAGCAAAUAAAUAGGCCUAUGCUGUUUGA